GCCCCGGGGGGCGGCGCGGUGGCUGCGGCCCCGGGCGACAUGUACCUGCUGGACGGCAGCAGCGAGCCCGCGUCUCCGCCCGCGGAAGCGAUGCCGCGCGGGACACCCCCCAGGAAGACCGUCUACCGUAUCUCCGUGACCAUGGUCAGGAAGGACCAGCUGGCCGCGCCGGUUCCCGGCGGUCCCGACCCGCGGCCGCCUCGGAGGCCCCGGCCCACACGCUCCCCGGACGCGCCCGGGCGGCUGGUGGAGGAGGCCGAGGAGGAGGCUGCGAGCGCUGAGGACCCCGAGGGCCGCGGGCCGCGCGCCUGGGACUUCCGUACCUUCCGCACCCGCAGCACUGGGCAGCUGGAGCUCGGGCGGCUCCGGCCUUGCGCACGCGGCCUCGAGCCCGCGGACCUGGCCAGUGGCCCCCCAGCAAAGGAUGAGGGGCCCGGCUCGCCCCCGCCUGGCAGCCCCGAUGUGGAGGGGGUCCGGGCCGCACCCCUACGGCGGAGCCUCAGCUUCAGGCACUGGAGCGGUCCCGAGGCGUCGCAGAGUCGAGCACUGGGCCGAGGGAGGCGCCACAGCAGCUCCGGGAGUCUGGCCUGGGCACCGGGUGGCGAGGCCACGGCCGACCCGUUGACAGUGAUGGAGCCCGCGGCCCCAGCGCUGCCCGCCUCGGAAAAGCGCAACACCCUGGACGUGGGCGAGGUGCUUAGCAAGAACGAUGCGCUCUCGGACCUGGAGCGCUGGGAGCGCAGUAAGAGCAAGAACCGCACGCUGGACAACAGCGACCUGCAGCGGCUGGAGCGUGCGCGGGCGGCGGCCGCGGGCUCCGGCGCCGCUUCUGAGCACCGGCUGCUGCGCUUCUUCAGCGGCAUCUUCGCGCGCAGGGAUGGUGUGCCCGGCGGCGGGCCCUCUCCCCGGAGCGGCUCCUCGCGACCCCGCGGCUACUUCAGCAGCCUGCGGCGGGCCCCAGCCGAGGCGCACUCGUCCAGCGCUGAGAGCAUUGACGGGUCCCCGCGCAGAGAUGCCUUUGUGAAUAGCCAGGAAUGGACGUUAAGUCGAUCUGUGCCGGAGCUCAAAGUGGGCAUCGUGGGUAAUUUGGCCAGCGGCAAGUCGGCCCUGGUGCACCGAUAUCUGACCGGCACGUAUGUCCAGGAGGAGUCUCCCGAAGAUAUGGAUGCAGGUGGCAGGUUCAAGAAAGAGAUCGUUGUUGAUGGACAGAGCUACCUGCUGCUGAUUAGAGAUGAAGGGGGCCCCCCAGAGGCGCAGUUUGCCAUGUGGGUGGACGCUGUGAUAUUUGUCUUCAGCUUAGAGGAUGAGAUAAGCUUCCAGACCGUUUACCACUACUACAGUCGGAUGGCCAACUAUCGGAACACGAGCGAGAUCCCUCUGGUUCUGGUGGGGACCCAGGAUGCCAUAAGUUCCACUAACCCACGGGUCAUUGACGACGCCAGGGCGCGGAAGCUGUCCAGCGACCUGAAGCGCUGCACCUACUAUGAGACGUGCGCCACGUACGGGCUGAACGUGGAGCGGGUCUUUCAGGAUGUUGCCCAGAAGAUUGUGGCCACGAGGAAGAAGCAGCAGCUGUCCAUCGGGCCCUGCAAGUCGCUGCCCAACUCCCCCAGCCACUCGUCCGUCUGUUCGGCACAGGUGUCCGCUGUGCACAUAAGCCAGACAAGUAACGGAGGCGGGAGCUUAAGCGACUACUCUUCCUCUGUCCCAUCGACGCCAAGCACCAGCCAGAAGGAACUGCGAAUCGAUGUCCCUCCCACUGCCAACACACCAACACCUGUCCGGAAGCAGUCCAAGCGCCGCUCCAAUCUCUUCACCUCUCGGAAAGGGAGUGACCCAGACAAAGAGAAAAAAGGCCUGGAGAGCCGUGCGGACAGCAUCGGGAGCGGUCGAGCCAUCCCAAUUAAACAGGGCAUGUUGCUGAAGCGGAGUGGCAAAUCGCUGAACAAGGAGUGGAAAAAGAAAUACGUCACCCUGUGUGACAACGGCGUGCUGACCUACCAUCCAAGUUUACAUGAUUACAUGCAGAAUGUUCAUGGUAAAGAGAUUGAUCUUCUGAGAACCACUGUGAAAGUCCCAGGGAAGAGGCCACCCCGAGCCACGUCGGCCUGCGCGCCCAUCUCCAGCCCUAAAACCAACGGCCUGUCCAAGGACAUGAGCAGUUUACACAUCUCACCAAAUUCAGGGAAUGUCACUAGUGCAUCUGGGUCUCAGAUGGCCAGCGGCAUCAGCCUGGGCUCCUUCGGCAGCCGGCCGGACGGCAUGCAGCAGCGCUCCUACUCUGUCUCCAGUGCCGACCAGUGGAGUGAGGCUACGGUCAUUGCAAACUCAGCCAUCAGCAGUGACACAGGGCUGGGUGACUCCGUGUGCUCCAGCCCAAGUAUCUCCAGCACCACCAGCCCCAAGCUCGACCCGCCCCCCUCCCCUCAUGCGAACAGAAAGAAGCACCGAAGGAAGAAAAGUACCAGCAACUUCAAAGCUGACGGGCUCUCCGGCACCGCUGAAGCCAAACGCAAGGCUUGGAAACUAAACCGUGUUGGUAGCCUGCGAAAUAUUUACAGCAGCAGCAGCACCAACACUGAAGAACAAGAAGAAAACUUUGAGUUUAUCAUUGUGUCCCUCACUGGCCAGACAUGGCACUUUGAAGCCACCACAUAUGAAGAGCGAGAUGCGUGGGUCCAAGCCAUCGAGAGCCAGAUCCUAGCCAGCUUACAGUCAUGUGAGAGCAGCAAGAAUAAGUCCCGACUGACGAGCCAGAGUGAAGCCAUGGCCUUGCAGUCUAUACGAAACAUCCGCGGGAACUCCCACUGCGUGGACUGCGAGACCCAGAAUCCGAACUGGGCCAGUUUGAACUUGGGAGCCCUCAUGUGCAUCGAGUGCUCAGGGAUCCACCGGAACUUGGGCACCCACCUUUCUCGAGUCCGGUCUCUGGACCUCGACGACUGGCCCAUCGAGCUUAUUAAGGUGAUGUCAUCCAUUGGGAAUGAGCUGGCCAACAGCGUCUGGGAAGAGAGCAGCCAGGGGCGGACGAAGCCUUCACUGGACUCCACAAGGGAAGAGAAAGAGCGGUGGAUCCGAGCCAAGUACGAGCAGAAGCUCUUCCUGGCACCGCUACCCUGCACGGAGCUGUCCCUGGGCCAGCACCUGCUGCGGGCCACCGCCGACGAGGACCUGCGGGCCGUCAUCCUGCUGCUGGCCCACGGCUCCCGGGAGGAGGUGAAUGAGACCUGCGGAGAGGGGGAUGGCCGCACAGCACUGCACCUGGCGUGCCGGAAGGGGAACGUGGUCCUGGCACAGCUCCUGAUUUGGUACGGGGUGGACGUCAUGGCCCGGGACGCCCACGGGAACACAGCACUGGCCUACGCGCGCCAGGCCUCCAGCCAGGAGUGCAUCGACGUGCUGCUGCAGUACGGCUGUCCCGACGAGCGCUUCGUGCUCAUGGCCACCCCCAACCUGUCCCGGAAGAACAAUAACCGGAACAGCAGCAGCGGGAGGGUGCCCACCAUCAUCUGAGGACUGCGCGCCCCCUGCCCGCCGCACCCGGGCGCCUGCAGCCUUGUGCCCUCUCUCGGAAGUCACGCCACGUGAGUCCCGUCGCGUCCCCACUCUGUUCCCGCUGGUCGCCUGCCACCUGCCCACCUGCCCUCACCCCACGCGAAAUCACAAAACCUGACCGUCCUUGCGGGGCGAAGAGGAGGCCAGGAGGCUGCCGAAUGGAGUCCUUUUCAUAAACUCCCCUAGCGACAAGCAGGAGCUACCGGCGGGCCUCGGUUUAUUGACGAUAGCACACAGCAAAGGACCCCCCCCCCGCCGCCCCUGUCUGGAGACCUGGAGCGCGGCACAAGGGACGGGGACGAGAGGGGGAGGGGAGGCAAGGAGAAAGGAGAAGGGUAACUCUCCUUAACCGGCAGUUAAGCACAUCAGUACACUUCACCUCUACCAAACGGAACACUCGGAUUUCAUCUCCUCUCCGAGGAGCUUGACGGCAUAAAUCAGAAGCAAGCAGAGUUUGUCAGGUUUGAAGCCCCUAUGAUGGUAUGUGUCAAAUCAGUUGUAGCUAAUCUGUCCAGGGAGAAUACUGGCUUCAUUACACUUGCAUAGUUGGGUUCUUCCAGCAUUACCGCUGUUUAAUAGAACAUGAUUAGUCAUCACCGAGAAGAAAGCAUAUUAGCUGGGGAGGUAGUUACGCAGCACGCUUCGAUGAUUGCCACGAUGUGAUUGCAAUACUUCUCAGAAGCAUCGUAUUAUCCCAGACAUGUUCUUUCGAGCCCUUGGAGCCCUCCUUUCUAAAUUCACUGUCAUAAUUUAGUAUCUGUUUAAUUUUUCAGUCCAAAGAGAGGAAAUCGGUUGCUGAGUAUUAUUUGACUGGAGUCUCCUUGGUGCAAAAACAAAAUGGAAAAAAUAAAUAAGAUUAAGUCGGAAAUUCGAAAGGAAAUCACAAAUUCAAGCUAAUAAUAACAUUUCGAGGCCAUGUAGUAAACUCGAUAAAGGCACAAAAGGCUUCUUUUUGUAAAUCUAAGAGAUUUUACUUCCUUUUGCCAAGGUGGAUGUCAUGGGUCUCAGUCACUGCCGGGCCACUCCUGAGUGUCACACAGGCUUCUGUGUCAUGUCUGUAGCUAAGAUUGUGAAAAUCUAUUUGAAUAAAAGAAGUUCAUAAAUAUGCAUUGAUUUUUGUUCAGACAAAUGGCACCUCUGUUAAUUUAUAAAUUGAACUGGAUGUGAACUAAUAACGUGCAACUAGUUGAGAUAAGAGAGUUACAGAUCGUUGUACACGGAAAGCACUCCCAGCAGCAAACACUUCCAUUAAUGUGAUCGACAGCUUUUAAAAAGGAAACUAUCAGAAGAUGAUGGUGGUACAAUUUGCUUAUUAAAAUCGAGAAAGAAAAAAAAAUGCCUAUGAGAGAAAGGAGAGGGAGACAUGUGAUUUCUCAUUGUUUAGAUCUGAUACCGCUUCUGCCAACCCAGAGGAGGGGGCCGUGGGGAAGCCAGGGAUGAGUUUCUGAGUCCCGGCCCCGGGUGCUGGGCAGAGGCAGGCCAUGACCAGCUGACUCGUGGGCACUGCUGGCACUUCACUGGGUGGCCAGACCCUCCAUUUCCUUUACUUUGGCACCUAACCUGCCAUCUCCGAGGUGUGGGAUGACUUCGGACUUAGCUGCCUUCAGCGUGAUGGCCAAACAGAGUAAAAAAUCAGAUCACAACACCUUAGGUUAAAAGGGAGGGGGUGGCUGUGCCUGGAACCCUUUAGCAAGUCCGAGUGUCUCCCUGGCAGGUGACCCUGGGUCCGCUGUCACCCAGGAGCAGGGCCAUGUCCGCCCAGCCACAUCUGCCCGCAGCCUCCAGGCAGGUCUCUCGCACUUCUGUGAUAAACCUAUUUUGUAAGAGUUUUUUCUCUUCUUUCACCUUUUAAGAAAAAAAUUUAAGUAGGUGGGGGAAAAAAUAAAGCUUUACACAGAAUUUAUAUGUGGGUCAGUGUUUCAUGGACAUGUGUAACCUUGAUUCCAUUGCGUGGAAGCCAGCAGGCUCCGGGAACAGCAGGUGUGGAAGCCAAGAAGCUGGGAACCUUGACAACAGGUCCCUAAUCCUACUCCCACCCCCCCACAGUUUUUAAAUUCUGUGUUUCAUCACUGUGUAGUUAUUUUAAAUGUGAAUAGAAAAAAAAAUGUCGUUGCCUAUUUUUGAAGAACGCAUCACUGUUCUGAUGCAGCUGUACACGUUUGCCUCUGCACAGCCUAGCUUCUAGCAUAGACUUUAUGUAGUGAACGCAGAUACAGCAUAAAUGAAAUUCUUAAAUUAUUUCAUUGUAGUUAACUCCCACUAUAGGAAUGCUCUAUUCAUAUAGCGAAGCCUUGUUUUGAAAAGAAAUGGAAUUCCUUGUCAGGCUUCCCUUUGAGAUAUAUAUGAGCGUGUACAUAUUAUCAUAUGUGUUUAUAAUAUAAUAUUUUCCCAAAUGAC
Messenger RNA from Neogale vison (American mink), 5952 nucleotides. RefSeq names its product ArfGAP with GTPase domain, ankyrin repeat and PH domain 1 (gene AGAP1). Gene Ontology annotation, molecular function: GTPase activator activity; GTP binding; GTPase activity. Gene Ontology annotation, cellular component: nucleus. Lineage: Eukaryota; Metazoa; Chordata; Mammalia; Carnivora; Mustelidae. The coding region runs from base 40 to 3513 and encodes 1157 amino acids. The record is from RefSeq and is a predicted model, not a curated record. The transcript has 20 exons.